Molecule: messenger RNA, 2596 nt
Organism: Hordeum vulgare subsp. vulgare (domesticated barley)
Lineage: Eukaryota; Viridiplantae; Streptophyta; Magnoliopsida; Poales; Poaceae
Exons: 10
Coding region: 170-2365 (731 amino acids)
Source: RefSeq, a predicted model, not a curated record
GCCGACACGGCGGAAGAAACCGAGGCGAGGAAACGAAGAGGGAAGGAACAGCAACCGGCAGCAGUAGCACAGCCCUCAAAGCAAGGGGAGGGAGGAAGGCUUCCAGUCCAAUCAAAGCCCCCGAAGGGUCAAGGAGGAGUCGAGGCCUCGAGGGGGGAGCGAGGUCGGCAUGGGGAUCGUGGAGACGUGGGUGCGCGAGAAGCCCAUCCGCACCUUCCUCGCCCGCCUCUCCCGCCAGUCGGCCGCCGCCUUCGUCGCCUCCACCACCUCCCGCUCCCCCGCGGCGGCCGAUGGCGAGGGCGGCGGCGCCGACGGAGGCAUCCCGCAGCUCUCGUCCGUCGCCAACUCGGUCGUCUCACGCUGCUCACGGAUUCUUGCUGUUGCAACUGAGAACUUGCAGCAAAGUUAUGAGGCUGAUUUCCCAGAUAAUUGUAAGGAACCCAAUACAUAUGCCAGAGAACUAUUAGAGUACUGCUGCCACAAAGCUCUCCAUGAAGUAACUACACGUCCAGACUAUUUGGCUGAUAUGAAUCUUCGACGUUUAAUGUUUGAUAUGAUGCUUGCUUGGGAAAACCCAGGUUCUGAGGAAGGAUUGCUAAAAAAUAAUUCUACCUUGUGUAAUCCCGUGGAUAUUGAAGAUGAAGACGAGGGAUCAAUUUUCUAUACGAAUUCCACAAGUUUAGCUGUUCAAGUUAACGACAUGAAGACAGUUGGAUUAAGUGCUUUUACACGAAUAGCACCUUCAUGCCCAAUAAUAGCUGACUUGGUUACUGUCCACAAUCUAUUUGAUGCACUUACGUGUUCAUCUGGUGGCCGGUUACAUUAUUUCGUAUACGACAAGUAUCUCAAAAGUUUAGACCGGGUAUUCAGGUCUAUCAAAGGAGUUAUGCAGUCAUCACUUGCUUCAAGUUUUAAUCUUGAUGCUGGGGAAUGUAUCUUAGCUAUUGAUGGUGACAAGCCUAUUCAUCCUGUAUUGCAGCAUGUUGGGAUAUCAGCUUGGCCAGGAACAUUGAUCCUUACAACACAUGCUCUUUAUUUUCAGAGUAUCAGAGUUGGUUAUGGUGAUAAGAUUGUUAAAUAUGAUUUAGCAACAGAUUCAAAUCAAGUGAUCAAGCGAGAUUUUACUGGACCAUUGGGUGUUCGUCUGUUUGAUAAAGCUAUGAUGUACAAAUCAAGCACUUUAACAGAACCAAUUUAUUUCGACUUUCCUGAGUUAGGGAGCCCCUCACGAAGAAACUACUGGUUAGCAAUCACUCGUGAAGUAAUGCAGGUGAAUAAAUUUAUCAGAAAAUUCAACCUUGAAGAUAUUCAGAGAGCAGAGGCACUCUCGAAGGCUAUCCUGGGCAUCUUGAGAUACUCUGCUGUGAAAGAAGCUUUUCAUAUUGCUCCCUCUCACUUCAAGACAACACUCACUUUUAGCUUAGCUGAAAAGCUCCCAAAAGGGGAUAUGGUAUUAGAGGCCCUAUACAACAACUACUUCCAACUGUUGGACACUUCGUUGAGCCAUUUGGCAACUGAGCCAGCAGUUGACAAAGCAGCGCAGACUCAUUCUGUACCAUUUUCAUUAUACGCUCUCUCUAGAAUGGGAUUUAACUUGCUGAAGAGAAAAAAUGAAACUGAAAAGGAGAUAAGCUUUUGUGCUGUUUGUGUUGGUGUAACAAAAUCUCUGGAGGCUGCUUUGCAAGAGUCAUUUCUUUAUUCUGAAAGAAUAGAGGCAGCACGCGCUACGGUUGAUCAAGUGAAGGUGGAAGGUCUUGAUGCAAAUGUAGCCCUCAUGCAGGAGAUACUUUUUUCGUUCAUUCAUGCAGGCAAACUUAUUUACUCGUUAACCAAGUGGGAAGAUCCUCUGAAAUCAUUUUUGUUCUUAGCUUUUAUCUUCUAUGUUAUCCAAAGCGGGCUUGUCAGUUACACUGUGCCCUCUGUUUUCGUAGUCUUUGCCGUCGUUAUGCUUUGGCAUAAGUACAGUGAAGAAGGAAAAAUGUUGGAAGUGCUUGAAGUAAGACCCCCUCCAACUAAAAAUCCUGUCGAGCAAAUCUUGAUCUUGCAGGACGCUGUAUCAAAAUUGGAAGAUACCCUACAGGCUGUAAAUAUUGUUCUUCUCAAAUUCAGAGCUCUGUUGUUUGCAGCUGUUCCAAAGGCAACUGAAAUAGUCGCAGUGGCACUUCUUGUUGCAGCUGCGGUUGUUGUCUUUGUGCCUCCUAAGCAUCUACUCUUGAUGGCAGUCCUGGAGGUUUACACGAGGGAGAUGCCACUAAGGAAGCUACACACAGAGAAGUUCCGAAGACGAAUUAAAGAGUGGUGGGCCCGUAUUCCAGCUGCUCCUGUACAGAUGAUCAGACCUAACGAAGACAAGAAAAAGAUAUGACUAUGAGCUCUGUGUCCAUUGCAACCAAGAGCUCACAAUUUUCCCCAACCUCCUAUAUAGCCAGCUAACAUGUACAGAUAUCACCCCUGAUUACCCUGUGAAUCGUUUCUACAUUUGUAGUGCUGAAUGCUAAUGAUGUUCCCCUGAUUAACAAUGUAAUAAUUGUACAUUUGUCAUCGUUAUCGAUGCAUAAAAAGCUAGACAUGUGUGUAUACAAACAGUUGCGUCGAA